Messenger RNA from Felis catus (domestic cat), 3603 nucleotides. RefSeq names its product syntaxin binding protein 4 (gene STXBP4). The record is from RefSeq and is a predicted model, not a curated record. Gene Ontology annotation, biological process: insulin receptor signaling pathway; regulation of insulin secretion involved in cellular response to glucose stimulus. Gene Ontology annotation, cellular component: cytoplasmic vesicle. Lineage: Eukaryota; Metazoa; Chordata; Mammalia; Carnivora; Felidae. The transcript has 16 exons. Bases 660 to 2393 code for a protein of 577 amino acids. Gene Ontology annotation, molecular function: syntaxin binding.
GGGCUCGAACUCACGAACUGUGAGAUCAUGACCCAAGCCGAAGUCAGAUGCUCAACCAACUAAACCACCCAGGCACCCCUAGACUCUACUUUUUAAUGGAAGGAACAGUAAAGUCACAUUCCAAAGGGCAUACAGACAGCGAUGGGAAGAACUUGUGGCCAUUUUGCAAACCUGUAACUCAUAGAAUAAGGCAUUCUUGUCUUUCAUUCACUCUGUGUCCUCAUUCUUCCUAUAGAUAACCAUUUUUAUUUUUGGUUCUUUCCCUGUGCUUCUUUUUGGAUAAGCAAAUAAUAUACAUAUAAAUAUAUACACAUGUUUUAUAUAUAUAUGUAUUUGUGUGUGUAUAUAUAUACACACUUGAGUCAAUAUUUUUACCUCAAAGCUAUUAUUCAUAGUAAACACAUGCACAUUAGCCCUUCAGCUCAGGUUCACAGGUCUUCCCUGGAGAAGGAUGUCAGGCUGGUUAAACUCAGGAUGUCUUUCUCUGACAUCACCUCCUGAGAGCACUGGAAAGUUCUGGUCUCCAGGGGUCACCAGCCGGGCUCAUCUGUGGUGUGUGCAAAGAGCUCCAUGCACAGCUUUAUGCUCUGGUGCUGAACAGUUUUACUUUCUGGGACAGCAGAGAGUUUUGUCCAACUACUUAAGGCAAAAUCAAGGCCAUGGGAAAGAAUCAUAUGACUGAGUCAAGACGGCCCCAACAUUCAGGCUCCACCUCCCAGUUUCCACUCACCAGCAUAUUCUUAACAAAAAGGGAUCCUGCCUUUCAGAUGAUCACAGUUACCAAGGAAACGGGCCUUGGUCUGAAGAUCCUUGGAGGAAUUAACCGGAACGAAGGCCCCUUGGUAUAUAUUCAGGAAAUUAUUCCUGGAGGAGACUGUUACAAGGAUGGACGUUUGAAACCAGGAGAUCAACUUGUCUCAAUAAACAGGGAAUCUAUGAUUGGUGUAUCCUUUGAAGAAGCAAAAAGCAUAAUUACUAGAGCCAAGUUAAGGUCAGAAUCUGCUUGGGAGAUAGCCUUCAUAAGACAAAAAUCGGAUGGCAGUCAUCUAGAAAAUCCAUCUUGUACAUCCCUUUUACAAGCUUCAGGAGAAUAUGGACCACAAGCCUCAACAUUUAGCCUUCUUCCUUCUCCUCCUGAAAUACUAAUUCCAAAGAUCUCAUCUACUCCCCAAACUACAGAUACCAUUUUAUCUUCUUUUAGGAGAAAUCAGAUAAAAACUGGAUACAAGAAAACAGAACAGACUCCAAUUACUUCUUCAGAAAACAGCCCUACGGAUAUGUCUAAUACAGAUAUUGCCCCUGCCUGGACUGAUAAUUAUGGACCACAAGGAAAGAAGAUUUCCCUAAAUCCUUCUGUUCGCCUUAAGGCAGAGAAACUGGAAAUGGCUCUAGAUUAUCUUGGUAUUCAGCCCACAAAGGAACAACACCAAGCCCUGAGACAGCAAGUGCAAGCAGACCCAAAGGGGACAGUGUCUUUUGGAGAUUUUGUCCAGGUUGCCAGAAACUUGUUUUCCUUGCAGUUGGAUGAAGUAAAUGUUGGUGAAUGCGAAAUUUCCAACAUACUAGAUUCACAGCUUCUUCCCUGUGAUUCCUUAGAGGCAGAUGAAAUGGAAAGGCUUAAGCGUGAAAGAAAUGAUGCCUUGGAGGAAGUGAAUACACUCAAGGAAAAACUAUUUGAAUCAGAAAGGCAAAAGAAACAGUUGACAGAAGAACUCCAGAAUGUGAAACAAGAAGCCAAAGCUGUUGUUGAAGAAACCAGAGCCCUGCGAAGUCGGAUUCACCUUGCCGAAGCCGCACAGCGACAGGCACAUGGAAUGGAAAUGGACUAUGAAGAAGUGAUCCAUCUGUUAGAGGCCGAGAUCACAGAUCUAAAGGCUCAGCUUGCUGAUUAUUCGGACCAAAAUAAAGAAAGUGUUCAGGAGUUAAGAAAGAGAAUCACAGUGCUCGACUGCCAAUUGCGAAAAUCGGAAAUGGCUCGAAAAACUUUUGAGGCAUCCACUGAAAAGCUUCUUCAUUUUGUAGAGACUAUUCAAGAAUUACUUUCUGAUAAUUCUUAUCCUUUAUCAAAUUUAAGUGAAAGAAGAGCUUUGUUAGCUUCUCAGACUUCCCUCGCACCCCUGGGAAGGAACGGACGUAACAUCGCAGCAACACUGGCACUUGAAUCUAAGGAACUUGUUAAAUCUGUUCGGGCCAUACUUGAUAUGGAUUGUCUACCUUAUGGGUGGGAGGAAGCUUACACAGCAGAUGGAAUCAAGUACUUCAUCAAUCACGUAACACAGACGACAUCCUGGAUCCAUCCCGUGAUGAAUGCACUGAACCUGUCUUGCUCAGAGGAAAAUGAAGAGGACUGUUCCAGAGAACUUCCUGAUCGAAGAGUUGAUGGUCUUCUGUAGGAAGCAGAGCUCCAAGGUCUCUAACUUCUCAGUCUACAUGGAUGACUCCAACAUGCAAUGGUCUAAAAUAGGAGUAGUAAAGCACACACUACUUAUUGAAGUUCUAAAAUGGAGACUCUGGGUUUAGUCUACUUUUGUAAGACUUUUUUUUUUUUUUUUGGACUGUGAUGAGCAUUUUUUUUAUUUAAUUGAAGUGUAAUUCACAUAUAGUGUUCUAUCAGUUUCAAGUGUACAGUAUAGUGAUUCAGUAAUUCUGUGCGUUACUCUGUGGUCAUCCUAACUGUACUCUUUGAUCCCUUUUAUUUCAUCCAUUCUCCUACCCGCCUCCCCCCAGCAACUACCAUCUUGUUCUCUGUAUUUAAGAGUCUGCUUUUUUGUUUGUCUCUUUUUUUCUUUGUUUGUUUGGUUUGUUUCUUAAAUUCUACAUAUGAGUGAGAGCAUAUGGUAUGGUAAAACUUUUUGGUAUAAGUGUGUACACUUACAAGAUCAGUUGCCACUACAGUAGUCCUUUAAGAAUAAUCUAGUUGUAUUUUUUUAAAUCAUAUAUAGAUUUUAUCAUAUGUAUAAUUUUUCAUAUACAACUUGAUUUGUAAUUUUUUAUAUAGUUCUUUAUAGAGUAUCCGAUACAACGGGUUUUUUUAAUUAAGACUUACCGGAAAAUUAUGUGAACACAGUGAAGCACUUCAUUUAUUUGAUGUGACUAACCUUUUAUAUUAGUAUCUUGGGAAAGUGCUCUGAGCAAGCUUUUGGGGGUUUCUUAAGGAUCACAUUUGGACAACUAUCUCAUUGGCUACUGAAUGCAGUUUACGUAUUUGUGGGGCUCUCCAACUUACGAAAUGCUCUUCAGACCCUGUUUUGUUCAACAUGCCCAUAAGGCAGAUCCAGUGGGUAUUUUUAUUCUUGUUUUUCAGUUAGGGAAAUAGUGGUUCAGAGAAAUGAAGCACCUUGUCCUGGAGCUGAGAUUCACACCUGAGUCUUCUGAUUCCACGUCGAGCCCCUUUUCUGCUGCACCCCGCUGUCCCUGCAGAGGGAGGUCACAGCCCAACACGCAGGCCACAGUGGUUCUGUUGAUACAGCUGAGCUCCACAGCUGUGCACUCCAGUGGCCACAGAGAUUCAAGAGGUACCUCUUCAGUCGGAUGUUGCCCCCACAUAACCCCACUAUUCUCCUAUAAACCCUUUCACCUCCCAUACCCCCAAAUAUUCACCAA